AUGCAUUCCUCUUACCUUACACGACGCGUUUUCCGGGCCCUCCUCAACAAUGAGCCCGUGUGUUUUUCACCUCGACACUGUCGAGUCUACUCGUCGUCGAUGCUCUAUCAUCCUCGGAGAGCAUGCAACAACACCAAAUAUGGCCAGUCGCGGACGUUCUUUUCCUUGCCCUCUACUACGAAAACCCCGGAAGUGCCAAGCUCCGAAGUUGGACUACAAACCAUGAGCGAACUGUCCAAAGCGAAGAUCACUAAUGGCAGAGCACCGCCAUUCAAUGCUCUCUGCAAAGCAUACCAAAAGUUCUUUGAGGCGAGGGCAGAAGAACCUGGGAUAAUAACGGAGUUUCAUGCCAAGCAACUUGUCACCACUUAUGGCUAUCUUCGAAUGCACAAAGGAGAUGAAGACGCCGAUAGCAAGGAAUUCGAAAUAAUCGAGUCGAAGGAGUUCAUGGAACUCACUCUCUACGUUCUCUCGCAAGCAAACUGUCACAGUAGUUCUCACCAAGAUAUUCGUCGAUUAGCAAACAAUGCCUAUCGUGUUUUAUCUACCGCAGCUAGAGACGAGGCAGGUGACAUUAGCAGUGGCGCUUUUCUCGCCUGGAUCCGUAUCAACGCAUUUUACGGCAAUCCCUACCAGGCACGAACCGCACUUGUGAAGGAGUGGCCCAAGGUACAACAAUGGCCUGACCUUGAGGACCAGGGUUCCCCUUGGCUCUGGAUACUGCACGGAAUGGCUCUAGAAAAGGAUGCAACUGAACUCGUGCAAGCGGUAGAAGACUGGCACCUAGGUGGAUUUUUCAGUCUUACUCCACAGCAACAUCAAGAAUUGGUAAUUACGCUCCUUGGGCAGGGGCAACUCGAUGCUGCUAAAGUCAUGCAUGACUGUCCUAUACCCGGAGGAGAGCCGACAAUUAUUGCUACAAGUGCCAUUACAAGAGCAUGUCUUCUCAGUGGUGACAAGGCUGGAGCAGACGAGAUUUUCAGUCGGCUGACAAUCUAUUCCCCAAGUGCGGAGACUCGAGAUAUCCUUUUGUUGAUGGCUGCUGCAAGUGGCAAAGAUGUACAUGCCAUGGCUCGUGACUUCAAUAAUUGGUGCUUGGAAGAUCCCUCCGUUCGUGAAGGACUUUCUAUAUCUUGUGUAAACGAUCUCAUUCGGUACGCAUAUGUGAUUGAAAACAAAAAGCUUGCCGUCGACUAUUCCACUUUGAUUUCUACAUGGGGCUUAGAGUCAGAUUCGGAAACUCGACUUCUCCUUGAAUUAGAACCGCGAAUCCAGGACCCAGACAUCGAUGGUACAAUCAGAGCAUUGAAUGAACUUGAAGAAGGCGAUGUUUCCGCAAAUAUUGCUUUGCGCAUGAGAUACCGACUUAUCAAAAUGUUAUGCUCAGUUCCAAACAAUGACGAUGCCUUUGAACAAGUCUCCAAGUUAUUGGAUCCACUACUCCGGGAUGGGAUACAGCUUGAGCCAGAAAUACUGACUGUCUUGACUCGCGCACUGGCUUAUCGUCAUGACUGGGAAGCGCUUUCCCAAUUGUUGCGGCCUCGUAUAGGCUCCUAUUCUAUGCGCAAUGAGCGACCAUUGAUUCAAAAUGCUUUGUUGGAUUUCAUUCGUGACGAGGAACAAGAAAAAGAGGAGGUUUGGGAGGCAUAUGACCUUGCGAGGAUCGCCUUCCCUGAAAUUUCUGCCGAACACAGAAUUGAAAUAAUAGACAUUUUCUUCAAUCGUGGAAUGGCCGAGGAAGCAUGUCAAGUCUUUGGUCAUAUGCGACACGCCCCGACACCAGCGCAGCGUCCAACACCCCAAGCAUACAUAACAUGCUUCCUUGGUCUUGCACGAGCAACCGCUUGGGACAACACCAAGCUUAUCCGCAAUAUGCUCAAACUCGACGUUAACAUGGAACUAGACACGCGGGUUCGAAAUGCAGUCAUGCUUGCACUCGCUGCAUGCGAACGAUCGGAGGAAGCCAUGGACGAAUUCAAAGAAAUUCUCCGUUCAGACGAAGGGCCCUCGCAAAACACAUUAAUCAUCUUCUUUAAGGUUUGCGAAUCGGAUCCCAAUGGUAUUGUGGAGGCGAAUAAGAUGCUUGCCAAGAUCACCGCAUUGGAGAUUCCGCUCGAUCGACAGAUGUAUCUCGCUUAUAUCAAAGCUCUUGCAGCCCAGGGCGAGCGAGAAUUCAUUAUUGAAGCUUUGAACAAGACGGAGGAGAAAAUCGGCCAACAGCCUGACAAAGACAUGAUCGUUAGAAUAUACAACGUCUGCGCGCACGAACACGCGAAAGAAGGAGUCGAAGAAUGGACCAAAGAACAUCACCCGUCUAUUUGGCAAGAGCUGGAAAAUGUUCCUCGAACCGAGACAGAAGCAGGCACUCAUCUUGAGGGGUUUGAGGACGAUUUUAAUGCAUUAUUGUAA
Molecule: messenger RNA, 2409 nt
Organism: Talaromyces marneffei
Lineage: Eukaryota; Fungi; Ascomycota; Eurotiomycetes; Eurotiales; Trichocomaceae
Exons: 2
Coding region: 1-2409 (802 amino acids)
Molecular function (GO): protein binding
Source: RefSeq, a predicted model, not a curated record